GCUAGCUCGGAGGAGCCAGCGGCUACUGUAGGUCAGCUGCGCUCGGCUGCUUCAGCCACUAGUUCCUCAUCUCCAUCACUACAGUUUCCUGGCAUCGGCGAACCCGCGAUAUAGUUAAUAAAUGUCUGCGGCGUGACAUUUGCACGGCGGAGGUUCCGAGGCCGUUGUUUCUUUGGUUGAGUUGACUCUGAAAGGGAAAAUGUGCAAUGGAAUGACAGAGUCAAUUUCAAACGUCUUUUGGGCCCACAUCUCAGCCACUAAACGGUCCUCGCUGCUGCUGCUGGUACUGACUGUAGUGUCCACUGGGCAAGGCUCAGGAUGUGUGAGGCCGUACAUGGUUCAGAACAGCUGGGUAAACCUCACAGAGACCAACAGGGGCUCAUUCCCUGUGGGCACAGUUCUGCAGUACAGCUGUGACCCCGGUUACCUGCCAGAUGGACCCAGCAUCCUCACCUGCACCUCACUCGGCCGGUGGUCCUCUGAGCCUCCUCAGUGCAUACGCAGUGGUGCAUGUCUCCCCCUCUCCAAACCUGAGAACGGGGACUACAAGUGCCACCCAGCUCCCUGUCGAUUGUUUGCCCACGACACUAUUCUUGAGUUCUUCUGUAUCGAGGGCUUUACACUCAGUGGAGACUAUCCCUACCUGACGUGUCAGGAUGGACAGUGGGAUGGCCCGAUGGAGAUAAGUUGUGUAAAAAAAGGUUGUAUAAGACCCGCAAUGGUGCAACAUAGUUCAACUAAUCUGACGGACACCAACAUGAACUUGUUCCCGCUGGGUACAGUACUACAGUACAACUGUGACCCUGGUUACUUAUUAGCCGGACGCAGCAUCCUCACCUGCACCACACUGGGAGACUGGUCCUCUGAACCUCCUCGCUGCAUACGCACUGACGUAUGCCAACCUCCAUAUCAGCCAGAAAACGGAGGUUAUACUUGCCACCCCUCCCCAUGCAGAAGGUUUUCUCACGGUACAGUGAUACAGUAUUUCUGCAAUGAAGGUUACAUUAUGAAGGGAGACUAUAAGUUCCUCACCUGCCACCACGGAAAAUGGGACAACGUGAUGCCAGUCACCUGCGUCAACGAAGAUGGUUGUGUGAGACCUUCACUGGUGCGGUAUGGCUCAAGUAAUGCAACAGAGACCAACAGGAACUUGUUCCCAGUCGGCUCAGUUCUACAGUACAGCUGUGAUCCUGGUUACCUGUUAGAAGGACUCAGCAUCCUCACCUGCACCGCUAUGGGACGGUGGUCCGCGGAAGUUCCUCUCUGUAUACGUAAUGAUGUAUGUCUGCCUCCGUAUCAGCCAGAGAAUGGCGGUUACACAUGCCACCCUUCCCAAUGCCGAAGGCUCUCUCAUGGCACUGUGGUUGAAUAUUUCUGUGAUGAAGGUUAUAUUCUGAAGGGCGACUAUAAAUACCUUACCUGUCAGUAUGGGGAAUGGGACAGCCAACUUAAGCUGAGUUGCAUCAUGGAGGAAGACCGGAAUCCAUCUUUGCCUUUGGGGAUGCCAGCUUUGUCCAUAGUUGCUUCCACAGCGAGCUCAGUGGCUUUAAUCCUGCUCCUGGUGGUUCUGUUUGUACUUGUGCAGCCAAGACUCAAGUCCCUGCAUCGACGUGACCAGGGGGUGUCGGGACAGCCUGUGUCAAUCAUGGUGGAAGGGGUACAAGUGACUUUGCCGUCCUAUGAGGAGGCUGUGAGCAGCAGCAGAGUCUCCACCCUCAGCCCAGAGUCUCGAGUCCAGAUAGUGCUGUCUGAGGGUCAGCAUGCCACCGCGCCAGAGGCUGGCCCCUCUAUGCCCUCUUCCCUCAAACGGCAGCAGUCGGAGAUGGCUGUCGUCCACCCUGCACCGCCGUCCUCCUCUUCACCCUCUAACUGGGAGAACGCCGGUGCCACCGGAGGCACCUCAUCUUCGCAAAGAAGGCCGUCUGCAGGCAGCGACCAGCAAAGCCUGUCUCUAGACUCUGAGAUGGACUACUCUGACGAUAUGCCAUUACUGAAGGAGGCGUGAAACACUCCGCAGUUUUUGGAGUAAACUGAGACAGCCAGCCUUGUUCCUGGCAUGUUCUGGUGAGCAGGAGAUCAUCAUCAGUGAUGGGCCCAAAAUACAGUAACGCUUUGGUUUAUUCAGAAUACAAAUAGCUCACCGCGACAUCCCAAAAGAGAGCAGAGAACAAAUUCACAUGUACAUACGUGCAUACAUUUUUAUAGGCAUUCCCACGGUAUGUUUGUUUGUCUGAUGUUUGAAAAUGUGGGAGAAAUCAGAAGAACAGGGACAUUUGAUGGAAUAUGUCUUCAAAAAAACAGCUGAUACGUUUCACCUAAACGGACAAAACGGAGAACUCAUUUUAGGGACUAAUCAUUUCAUGUCUUUUUUUUAUGUCAAUUUUCUUUCACCACAAACACCAUAAUCACAUUUACAAAGAUGCAAGAAGGGAACGAAACCAGAUUUCUGUACGAACAUUUGCAACAUUGUUUUCCAAAGUUUUAGCGGUUUCGAAUCAUUGUUCCCACCUAGAUUUGCUUGUCAACCCAAGGGGGGGCCUGCAUUCAAUUUAUUUCAUGUCUCCAAAUACAGUAUAGACCAAAAGUUUGGACACAGCUUCUCAUGCAAUGAUUUUCCUUUCUUUUCAUGACUGUUGACAUUGUAGAUUCAAGGCAUCAAAACUGUGAAUUAACACAUGUGGAAAUGUGUACUUAACAAAAAAGUGUAAACCAACUGAAAAUACACCUUUUUAUAUUUUAGUUUCUUCAAAGUAGCUACCUUUUGCUGUGAUUACUGCUUUGCACACACUGCAUUCUCUUGAUGGGUUUCAAGAGGUAGUCACCUGACAUUGUUUUCACUUCACAGGUGUGCCCUGUGAGGUUUAAUAAGUGGGAUUUCUUGCCUUAUAAAUGGGGUUGGGACCAUCAGUUGUGUUGUGCAGAAGUCAGGUGGAUACACAGCUGAUAGUCCUACUGAAUAGACUGUUAGAAUUUGUAUUAUGGCAAGAAAAAAGAAGCUAAGUGAAGGAAAACGAGUGACCAUCAUUACUUUAAGAAAUGAAUGUCCGAAUAAUUGGGAAAACUUUGAAAGUGUCCCCAAGUGCAGUCGCAAAAACCAUCAAGCGCUACAAGGAAACUGGCUCACAUGAGGACAGCCCCAGGAAAGGCAGACCAAGAGUCACUUCUGCUGCGGAGGAUACGUUAAUUCGAGUCACCAGCCUCAGAAAUCGCAGGUUAACAGCAGUUCAGAUUAGAGACCAGCGGUGCGUCCGAAAUGCCAUACUAAAAAGUAUAUACUAAAAAGUAUACUUAAGUUUGGCACACUUUUGAGUAAAUAUCAGUAGUGUGCAUUAAUUCGGACGUACUAUU
Molecule: messenger RNA, 3348 nt
Organism: Cololabis saira (Pacific saury)
Lineage: Eukaryota; Metazoa; Chordata; Actinopteri; Beloniformes; Belonidae
Product: sushi domain-containing protein 4-like
Exons: 11
Coding region: 200-2005 (601 amino acids)
Source: RefSeq, a predicted model, not a curated record